AUGGGAUUCACGCAAUCGGUUGUAACCACACUCGGGGCAGUCUUAAAACAACGGGACAUUAACAUAGCACACAGAACCCUUAAGAACUUUGUAAAAGAGGCGGAUCGGGUGGCUCCCUGGUACGCAUGUUCAGGGUCCCUCACAGUUGCAUCAUGGAAUAAGUUAGGCAAAGAUCUUGAUCGCCACCUAGCGAACAAUGACUUGAGAUUGGGCACCAAGGCAAUCUGGAAACUUGUUAAGAACUGCUUAGAAGAUGAUAAUUGCAAAAGGGCGGUUGAUGAAGGACAGGUCGCCCUCGAGGAAGUUCAGGACAGCAUGUCAGAAACCGAAAACAGUGAGAGGUUGGGUGCGCGCAAGAAAAAGGAUACCCAUAAAAACAAAAAAGCUAAGGACCCUCCAAAAAAAGGAGAAAGACCACAUGGACUCUAUCCUGUAAAGGAGCUAAAAGCACUGAACCUCGACAGUUCUGAGAGCUCCAGCCCCAGUACCUCUGACGCAGAGACUCUUGAUUCAGAGGAGGAGGCUGAACUAGAUGAAGAAGCGGCCAAAUAUGAGGAGGAGAGAUACUAUCCAGAUGAGCGAGGGAUAAAUAAAAAACUCCCUCGCACCUCUCAUCCUCGAACAGUGCCUACUGCACCUCCGCCUUACGAGGCACGAUCUCCAAAUUUUUCUUUUGUGCCAGAUAAGGUUAGAAAAAAGAUUCAAAUGACCUUUCCUGUUUUCAAAACAGAAAAUGGAGGAAGAAUGCAUGUGCCCGUAGAUUACAAUCAAUUAAAAGAAUUGGCUGAAUCAGUCCGCAAAUAUGGAGUUAAUGCAAAUUUUACUUUGGUGCAAUUAGAUAGACUUGCCAAUAAUGCGUUAACUCCUGUUGAUUGGCCAAUGGUGGCAAAGGCCGCCCUCCCAAAUAUGGGUCAAUGCAUGGAAUGGAGAGCCCUCUGGUUUGAGGCUGCCCAAACACAAGCUGGAGCAAAUGCCUAUGCUCUUACCCCUGAACAGAGAGAUUGGACCUUUGAUCUGUUGACAGGCCAAGGACGCUUUACCGCAGACCAAACAAAUUAUCAUUGGGGAGCUUAUGUUCAAAUUUCUCAAACGGCCAUUAAGGCCUGGAAGGCGUUAUCUCGUAAAGGAGAGGCCAAUAGGCAGCUUACAAAGAUUGUACAAGGACCUCAAGAGUCAUUUUCAGGUUUUGUGGCCAGAAUGACGGAGGCCGCAGGGCGCAUUUUUGGAGAUAUAGAACAAGUUGAACCUUUUAUUGAACAGCUGAUAUUUGAACAAGCUACUCAAGAAUGUAGGGCAGCCAUAGCCCCCAGAAAGAACAAGGGAUUACAAGAUUGGCUCAGAGUGUGCAGAGACCUCGGAGGACCGCUUACCAAUGCGGGACUAGCGGCUGCUAUCCUCCAAUCUCAAAAACGUCCAGAUGGUAAGACCAACCAGAGGACUUGCUAUAACUGUGGCAAACCUGGACAUUUUAAAAAAGAUUGCAAAAAUUCAAAUAGGAGGGGGGAAACACCGACCCUCUGCAAACAUUGUGGCAAAGGAUAUCAUAAAGCUAGUCAAUGCCGCUCAGUGAGAGACGUCCAGUGGAGACUCCAU
This is a messenger RNA of Meriones unguiculatus (Mongolian gerbil), 1593 nucleotides long. Its product is annotated as igE-binding protein-like. The record is from RefSeq and is a predicted model, not a curated record. Lineage: Eukaryota; Metazoa; Chordata; Mammalia; Rodentia; Muridae. The annotation marks the transcript as partial. Gene Ontology annotation, biological process: viral process. The transcript is spliced from 2 exons. Gene Ontology annotation, molecular function: structural molecule activity; zinc ion binding; nucleic acid binding.